GGCGGCGCCGGGCCGGGCCUGCACCACGCGCUGCACGAGGACGGCCACGAGGCACAGCUGGAACCGUCGCCGCCGCCGCACCUAGGCGCACACGGACAUGCACACGCGGGCGGCCUGCACGCGGCGGCGGCGCACCUGCACCCGGGCGCGGGCGGUGGUGGCUCGUCGGUGGGCGAGCACUCGGACGAGGAUGCGCCCAGCUCCGACGACUUGGAGCAGUUCGCCAAGCAGUUCAAGCAGCGGCGCAUCAAGCUGGGCUUCACGCAGGCCGACGUGGGGCUGGCGUUGGGCACGCUGUACGGUAACGUCUUCUCGCAGACCACCAUCUGCCGCUUCGAGGCCCUGCAACUGAGCUUCAAGAACAUGUGCAAGCUCAAGCCGCUGCUCAACAAGUGGCUGGAGGAGACCGAUUCGUCCAGCGGCAGCCCCACCAACCUGGACAAGAUCGCGGCGCAGGGCCGCAAGCGCAAGAAGCGCACGUCCAUCGAGGUGGGGGUCAAAGGCGCGCUCGAGAGCCACUUUCUCAAGUGUCCCAAGCCCUCGGCGCACGAGAUAACCGGUCUGGCCGACAGCCUGCAGCUGGAGAAGGAGGUGGUGCGUGUCUGGUUCUGCAAUCGGCGGCAGAAGGAGAAGCGCAUGACCCCCGCGGCCGGCGCAGGCCACCCGCCCAUGGACGACGUUUACGCGCCUGGGGAGCUGGGGAGAGAAGCGAAGAUCCGGAACGUGCCAACUCACCCCGGGCAUCCUUUGCCCGCCGCCUGCUCCCUGUCCCCAACCCCUCAACGACCCCCGCCCCUGCCCCCGGGCUGUUCGGGGCCGGAUCCCGGCAGCGGCCUCCCCACAGCGACAGGGACGCAGUUCACUGAUGCUGAUGAGGCAGCCAAAACAGACCCCAGCUCCUUGGCUAAUGAAGGCCGCUGCCUGCCUGAGCAGUGA
Molecule: messenger RNA, 936 nt
Organism: Nannospalax galili (Upper Galilee mountains blind mole rat)
Lineage: Eukaryota; Metazoa; Chordata; Mammalia; Rodentia; Spalacidae
Gene: Pou3f1
Product: POU class 3 homeobox 1
Exons: 4
Biological process (GO): regulation of transcription by RNA polymerase II
Molecular function (GO): DNA-binding transcription factor activity, RNA polymerase II-specific; RNA polymerase II cis-regulatory region sequence-specific DNA binding
Source: RefSeq, a predicted model, not a curated record